Prinia subflava (tawny-flanked prinia) is the source of this 3152-nucleotide messenger RNA. RefSeq names its product mitochondrial poly(A) polymerase (gene MTPAP). NCBI's taxonomy places the organism in Eukaryota, Metazoa, Chordata, Aves, Passeriformes, Cisticolidae. The record is from RefSeq and is a predicted model, not a curated record. Gene Ontology annotation, cellular component: mitochondrion. Gene Ontology annotation, molecular function: poly(A) RNA polymerase activity.
CGGCGCGUGCGCAGAGCGGGCGCGGCCUUGCGGCCAUGGCGCUCCGCGCGGGAGGCCCGGCGCUGGCGCUGCUGCGGGGCCGCCUGCGCCUCCCCGGCCGCGGCGCCCGCGGGCACGCCCGGCUCGGCCGCUCCGGCGCCGCCGCGCAGCCGGCUGCCGAGGAGCCGGCGGAAGAUGCUGAAGUCAGUACCAGAAAGAAGACAUUUGCUGAAGUCCAAACAGAACGACUGGAUGAAGCUGAACGAACUGUUUUAAUUAAGUGCCCAUCAAAACUUAAUGAAAAAAAAUUAUUGCAGUACUUAUCCAGUCAUGGGAAUGUUAAGAGUCAUUUCUUUUUUGAAAAUCGUGGCAUCAAUGCGUUAAUAGAGUUUGCAGAAAAGAGCAGCAUAGCCUCACUGCAGGAUGCUGUUGGGAUCCCAACUGCUUUAGAGCAUCACGUUGUCCCAUUUAAAUCAAGACUUUUUACUUUCACACUGAAAAAUCCAGUGAGUCAACAUGUUGAAGAGACACCACUCCAGCUCUCUCCUCAGUGUCACAUUCCAAUGAAAGACCUUAUUGAAAAGCUUUGUCUUGCAGACAGUAUAAGCAGUCAGAUGUACGUUCUGCUGAAUGAGUAUCAGCUUACAGAAGAGAACAUCAAGCUGCGAUUUCUGGCCUGUUCUUUGGUUCGGGAUUUUGCUUGUGCCUAUUUCCCAGACAGCACAGUAAAGCCAUUUGGCUCUUCAGUCAACACAUUUGGCAAAUUGGGAUCUGAUGUGGACAUGUUUUUGGACUUCCGUGACACAGGAAAGCAUGCGACAAAAAUGAAGAAAGGUCCCUUUGAAAUGGAGUAUCAGAUGAAAAGAUUACCAUCGGAAAGAUUAGCAACUCAGAGGAUUCUUUCUGUGAUUGGUGACUGCCUUGAUAAUUUUGGUCCUGGGUGUGCGAAUGUACAGAAGAUCCUCCAUGCCCGCUGCCCUCUGGUGAAAUUUUCCCAUCAGCCGACAGGAUUCCAGUGUGAUCUGUCAGUGAGCAACAGCAUUGCAACAAGAAGUUCAGAGCUCUUGUACAUCUACGGCUGUCUCGAUUCCCGUGUACGAGCGUUGGUGUUCACUAUUCGAUGCUGGGCCCGUGUUCAUGGCCUCACCAAUAGCGCUCCUGGAACCUGGAUCACAAACUUCUCCCUGACCAUGAUGGUCAUGUUUUUCCUGCAGAGGAGAUCCCCACCUAUCAUUCCAACACUAGACCAACUCAAAGAGCUGGCAGAUGAAAAAGACAAGCAUAUAAUUGGAGGAUAUGAUUGCUCAUUUGUUAGUGAUUUAAGAAAGAUUAAACCUACAAAAAAUACAGAAACACUUGAUGAACUGUUGGGCGAGUUUUUUGAAUAUUUUGGAAACUUUGAUUUCAGAAAGAAUUCCAUAAAUCUUCGAAAGGGAAAGGAAGUAAAUAAGCCUGAGUCGUCUCCUCUUUAUAUCUGGAAUCCCUUUGAACAAGACCUUAAUAUCAGCAAGAAUGUUAAUCAGCCACAGCUGGAGAAAUUUAUAGCUAUGGCCAGAGAAAGUGCCUGGAUUUUACAGAAGGAAGAUAAAACUCAACAAAUGAUCAAUAAAGAACCUUGGGGACUGGCAGCUCUACUGAUACCAUUUGGGAAAACUAAUUCCAGCAAGAUGAAGAAUAGGAUGAAAGGAAUAGGAAGUGAAACAAUCAGAAGCCUCUUGGACUCUUUAAAGUUAAAUAAUGCAAAGUCAACAAAAAGCAGUGGGAAAAUGACUUUAAGCACAGAAAUAGAGUAGCUAAUAUUCUGUUUUAGGAACUGAAUGAGACACGCAGUCCAAAGAACAUUACUUUUAAUAUUUCUAUUAGGGGGACUGGAGAAUCAAGCAAUCUCUGCUUUUCAUCGUGAUGAUUUUUGUACAGGUCUGCUUUCUUUCUGUACAUUUUCCUCCUCCUUACUCCUCACUUUUCCAUCUGUUUCAUGAAUGAAGAGUAUUCAAAUGUAAGUUUUACAGAUGCAUUUUGGAAGUAGCCUUCAGCUGGGCACUCUUCUGUAAAAAAGGCUGACAGGAGCAGUAUGGGAAAAAGCCUUUGGGAAUUCUCUUGGCUAGCAUACAAAAGAUAUGCUAAUUAAAAGCUCAAGAAACAAUCACCUUUCCAUGAAACCACAGUCUGAAAGAAGAUAAAUGUGUUGGAACCAUUGUUUCCGAAGCAGUCGUGUUUUGGAAGCCAGUAAAACCGAAGUGCAUGUAUCUAUUUUUGCAGUUGUUUUCCAUUCAUGUAGAUAGUGCCAAGAUAAAAUAAAGAGAAUGGAAUUAGAUAGUCAGGUGUGCAGUUUCAUAAAGCAUUGCUCCACCACAGCUCUCCAGGGAUAGUGCCACUGUUUGUGUUGGAAAAGUGGGUUUGCUCUUGUGUUUACCACCGAUUUCGAAUCUCUUUAGUUAACUCUCCUUUGUUUUCUCUACCCAGGACUGGUCUCCACCCACACUCGUUUCUUAUUUUGCCUUCAGCUUCACUUUAAACCUGUAUUUCAGGUUCAGGCAGGGGUUCUUGGAUGCCCUUCUUGCUUCAUCACUCUCCCCAAAGCUGCUGCCUACUAACUGACAUCAGAGCAUUCCUGGAGAGGGAUCUGUCCUAUGCAGAGAUCCAGAGAAUCGUGUUAUGCUGGAGUCCUGUUCCAGUCUUGCCUUGGUUUGCAGAUACUCAGUAGAGCAGCAAGGGGACCCCUUGCAGAUCAGUUGGGCCAGCAGAGUCAAUGCUUUUUAUUGACUUCAAACAUUGAGUUCUCUUUGCAUCUGCCACCAAAAGAAGUCUUUUCAGAAGAAGGGGGAGAGGGGAGGGAAGGAAGGAAAUGGGAAAUGGAGAGCAGGCAAAUAUCAAACUUUAAAAGUACAUUUGUGAGUAUUUCACCUGUCCUGUUUGAGAGCCACUCAUGCAUGGGGUGAAUGGACUGAAUGGUAGCACUGUUAGCAAUUCCACAGAGUGUUUUCUUUAUUCUUAACAGAAAUUCUCUAAAGGAAAUUACUGUAUUCAGAGAUAAUCAUGUAGAUGAAACAUCAAUUUUAUUAUUACUGUUUCAUUUUCAGUACUUCUAGAUUCUUUAAUGUUGCACUGGCAUACGAUGUUGUGUAGACUUUUUUCUAAUGGUGUGAUCUGAACAAUUUGUGUGUUUUCUCUUU